ACCGGGAGUUAAAAGAAGGCCUAAAUAUUGAGGAUUACUCUCUCUCUCUCUCUUUCUCUCUCUUAUCCUCUUUUUCAGCAUGGGAUGUUCUGGCCUUUCAUUUGAGUUUGUGUACUUUGGACCCGAGCAGCCAUGAACACGGCCAGUGGCGUUCAUCGAGGCUACCUCAGGAAAUACGGGGGCUUCAUGUUGAAGCAGUGGAAGGACAAGUACGUGGUUCUCACCGUGGAAGGAAGCCUGCUGGUGUGCCGCCACGCCCAGUCUCCGCCCGACCAGGUGGUGGAGCUGCAGAGCCACUGCGAGUCCGUGGUGGAGGGCCGCGAGAUCCUGGACCUGCCCCGGCUCCCCGCGGGGGCCCGCAGGGACUGCUGCUUCGCCCUGGUCCUGCAGAGCAGCAAGUUCCUGCUGCUGCUCACCGACAACCCCGACGACUGCACGUUGUGGCUGAAGCUGCUCAGGAAGGUCCGAGAGGGCGUCAUGUCGCCUGCCAGCCUGCAGAGGCAGCGCAGCGUCACCCGCUGCAUCAGCGACAGAGACCCCCCGCCCGACUCCCCCGGCGACAAGGACCCCCCCGGCUCGCCCAGGGUCAGCGAGGGCACGCCGCCGUCCGCCCACGUCAGCGAACGCUGCGGCUCCUUCAGAGACGGAGGCGCAGUGCGGCGGUCUCUGCGCGGCGUGCCCGUGGUCCCCCCUCACCGCGUGUCGGACUGCCUUCGCCACGGCAACAGCAGCGACGCCCGGGCGGUGAGGGCGGUGUGUCUGCUGAUGGGGGGAGCGGCGGCCUCCUCCGCCCUGGGCUACCUCCAGUCCUGCUCGCCGCCCUCCCCGCUGGCUGGCCGAGCGCCAGAGUUGGCGCACGAAUCGGGCGUCUUCUCCGAGGCGGCGGCGGGGGGGUCGUGCCACGCCUGCGGCCAGGACGCCGACGCCCACGCGGACUUCAACACCUUCGACUUUGAGGGCGACUCCGACUUUGACUUCGACUGCGGGGGCUUCGCCUUUUAAAGAAGGUGAAGAGGUGAGGUGAGGCCAGUAGUUGUGAGGAUGAAGAUGGCUUUUAAAGAAGGUGAGGCCAGUAGUUGUGAGGAUGAAGAUGGCUUUUAAAGAAGGUGAAGAGGUGAGGUGAGGCCAGUAGUUGUGAGGAUGAAGAUGGCUUUUAAAGAAGGUGAAGAGGUGAGGUGAGGCCAGUAGUUGUGAGGAUGAAGAUGGCUUUUAAAGAAGGUGAGGCCAGUAGUUGUGAGGAUGAAGAUGGCUUUUAAAGAAGGUGAGGCCAGUAGUUGUGAGGAUGAAGAUGGCUUUUAAAGAAGGUGAAGAGGUGAGGUGAGGCCAGUAGUUGUGAGGAUGAAGAUGGCUUUUAAAGAAGGUAAAGAGGUGAGGUGAGGCCAGUAGUUGUGAGGAUGAAGAUGGCUUUUAAAGAAGGUGAGGCCAGUAGUUGUGAGGAUGAAGAUGGCUUUUAAAGAAGGUGAAGAGGUGAGGUGAGGCCAGUAGUUGUGAGGAUGAAGAUGGCUUUUAAAGAAGGUGAGGCCAGUAGUUGUGAGGAUGAAGAUGGCUUUUAAAGAAGGUGAAGAGGUGAGGUGAGGCCAGUAGUUGUGAGGAUGAAGAUGGCUUUUAAAGAAGGUGAAGAGGUGAGGUGAGGCCAGUAGUUGUGAGGAUGAAGAUGGCUUUUAAAGAAGGUGAAGAGGUGAGGUGAGGCCAGUAGUUGUGAGGAUGAAGAUGGCUUUUAAAGAAGGUGAGGCCAGUAGUUGUGAGGAUGAAGAUGGCUUUUAAAGAAGGUGAAGAGGUGAGGUGAGGCCAGUAGUUGUGAGGAUGAAGAUGGCUUUUAAAGAAGGUAAAGAGGUGAGGUGAGGCCAGUAGUUGUGAGGAUGAAGAUGGCUUUUAAAGAAGGUGAGGCCAGUAGUUGUGAGGAUGAAGAUGGCUUUUAAAGAAGGUGAAGAGGUGAGGUGAGGCCAGUAGUUGUGAGGAUGAAGAUGGCUUUUAAAGAAGGUGAGGCCAGUAGUUGUGAGGAUGAAGAUGGCUUUUAAAGAAGGUGAGGCCAGUAGUUGUGAGGAUGAAGAGGGCUUUUAAAGAAGGUGAAGAGGUGAGGUGAGGCCAGUAGUUGUGAGGAUGAAGAUGGCUUUUAAAGAAGGUGAAGAGGUGAGGUGAGGCCAGUAGUUGUGAGGAUGAAGAUGGCUUUUAAAGAAGGUAAAGAGGUGAGGAUGAAGAUCUACCACUCCUCACAGUCUCAUGGCUUGCUUGUCACAUUUCUUCCUCCACAAUAAAACACAUUGGAACCUCAAAAAACUUAACAUUUACUUUGGUUUUUGCAGGUCUUUUUUUUUACUGUCAUGGCUUUUAUUUUGACGGUACAAUUCUGCCGACGGAAGUUCCAGUUUUGUACUGUAAAAUCUACUUUCACUUUUACAAUGCACUACUUUGAUUGGAAAAACACCAGCAUGGUUAUUUUUACAGUACAUGUAGUUUUAAGCUGCCAGGUUUUGUUGUAUUGUGGCGAGUGAUUUGACGGUCAAAUGUGUC
This is a messenger RNA of Entelurus aequoreus (snake pipefish), 2511 nucleotides long. RefSeq lists its product as uncharacterized. The transcript is spliced from 5 exons. Gene Ontology annotation, biological process: regulation of cell differentiation. Gene Ontology annotation, cellular component: membrane. NCBI's taxonomy places the organism in Eukaryota, Metazoa, Chordata, Actinopteri, Syngnathiformes, Syngnathidae. The coding region runs from base 133 to 1002 and encodes 289 amino acids. The record is from RefSeq and is a predicted model, not a curated record.